CAAGUACCGCUCCAUAGUGCUAGUGAGUGUGAACAGUGAGCAUAACAUAAUCGGUUAUGUUGGUUUGAUAUUGCGCUGAUUUCAAAGUUUUGACCUUUCUUCCUCUUCUGUUCCCGUGCCGGCGGAACCACCAAAAUGGGCUGCACUUGCAAGCCCUUCUCCGCCUCCCUCUUCACUUCUCUUCCACUUCGCCUCCGCCUUCCUCCGCCGCCGCCACUACAUUUCGCCGCCGCGGUCCCCUUUCGUUCCAAACAACAAACCCCUUCUCACACCUUUCGCCUUUCAGCCCUCCCACUAUUAUCCCAUGGCAGCGGCAACAACAACAACAACAACAACAACAACAACGGUGGUAGUUGGGGCAACAACCCCUUUGACUCCUUCGAUUCGAAUUCAAAUUCCCAUCACACCCUUUUCCUCUCCAUGCUCUGCUCCUCCGCCCUCUGUUUCUUCGGCCACCUCCUCCUUGCCAAACUCGCAAAGGCCAAAACUUUGUCUUCUUCCUCCUCCUCCGACACCUCACUUUUCUCCGAACCUGUUUAUGAAGUCAAAGGCGGCAAGUGGACCAAACUCGUUCCUGACCCCACCGACGACGUCUUUGUCUCCGCACAACAGGGAUUCUUGUCGGAGCUAUCAUCUCUCAAACCUUCACAGCUGGCAACCUUCGUGUGGCUCAAGUGCAGCGACAUCUUCACGCGCUUGAUGCUUCCAGAAGGGUUCCCCGAGAGCGUGACGAGCGAUUACUUGGAGUAUUCUCUCUGGAGAGCAGUUCAGGGCGUGGCGUGUCAGGUUAGUGGCGUGCUCGCAACGCAGUCGUUGCUUUACGCCGUUGGAUUGGGAAAAGGGGCUAUUCCCACUGCUGCUGCGAUCAAUUGGGUGCUCAAGGAUGGAAUUGGGUACCUUAGUAAGAUCAUGUUGUCUAACUUUGGUCGCCAUUUUGAUGUUAACCCUAAAGGAUGGAGAUUGUUCGCUGAUCUUCUUGAGAAUGCUGCCUUUGGCUUGGAGAUGUCUACUCCUGCUUGCCCUCAGUUUUUUGUGCUCAUCGGUGCUGUUGCUGGGGCCUCUCGCUCUGCUGCUUCUUUGAUUCAGGCUUCUACCAGGAGCUGUUUCUUUGCUGGUUUUGCUGCUCAAAGGAAUUUUGCUGAGGUAAUUGCUAAAGGGGAAGUCCAAGGAAUGGCAAGCAGGUUUAUUGGUAUAGUGCUCGGUAUAGGAUUGGGUAACUGCAUAGGCUCCUCCACACCCCUUGUUCUUGCUUCAUUUACUGUCUUGACCUGGAUCCACAUGUACUGCAAUCUGAAGUCAUAUCAGUCCAUUCAACUACGGACUUUAAAUCCUUACCGUGCAAGUUUGGUUUUUAGUGAAUAUCUACUGAGUGGCCAGGCACCUCCAGUUAAAGAGGUCAAUGAUGAGGAGCCACUAUUUCCAGCUGUGCCCAUAUUAAAUGCAACUUUUGCAAGCAAAGCACAAUCAUUUGCUUUAUCAUCUGAAGCAAAAGAUGCAGCUGCAGAAAUUGAACAUCGUCUGCAGCUUGGAUCCAAGCUCAGUGAAAUUGUCAACAGCAAGGAAGAUGUGCUUGCCCUCUUUGGGCUUUAUAAAAAUGAAGGCUACAUCUUGUCAGAGCACAUGGGAAAAUACUCUGUUGUGCUCAAAGAAAAGUGUUCACAGCUAGAUAUGCUCAAGGCAUUGUUCCAGGUCAAUUACCUUUAUUGGCUAGAAAAGAACGCAGGAAUUGAAGGAAGAGGAACCCUCAAUGAUUCCAAACCUGGUGGGAGGCUGCAUAUAUCUCUGGAUUAUGUGGAAAGGGAAUUCAACCAUGUAAAAAAUGAUGGAGAAUUGGUAGGCUGGGUCACAGAUGGGCUUAUUGCAAGGCCAUUGCCAAAUAGGAUUUGCAUAGGCGACACUGCACCCUCAAACUCAGUGAGUAGCUGACAUGGCCAAAGACUGGUGGCUUUCAUUCAUGACCACUUGCAUUACAUAGCUGCAUGAGGAAGCUAGUUGGACUCAAGAUGUCUUGGGAUCAAGGGCAUUGGUUGGUUCUUUGCCAUCCAUUGGUGAGUAGCACAUCCCACGCUGCAAAGCAAACAACUCAGUGAAUGGCACCAAAAUAACCACGAACUAGUUGAAUUUGAAGCCAUGUGGCGACAUGGUGUGACAAAACCCCCGGUCUGCCACCCUUUGUCAUUGUCAAUGAAUGGACUCCUACUGACCUUGAAUGUUGAAACGGUCAAGUAACUGGGAAAUACACACAGCUUUUACUUGAGAGAUUGCACUCCUCGGAUAAAUUAAGAUGUGCAUCUAAAUGUCAAGCCUUUGCUUGUUUCACAGCCAAACUUGUAUCUAGUACAUCAUGCAGCUGACAAAAAUCUCGUACAAAAUACAUUUUCUUCCACAAAUUUGUUGUUUCCAAUCCAUUAUAGAUUGUCUUUGCCCCAACAAAUGACCCAAAUGCUUUCAUGCCAUUGUCUGUAUAUUCUGCCAAAUAACAAAUUUGAUUUAGCAAUUUGCUAAAAGGGAAUAAUACAACACACACAAAAAUUGUUAAAA
Molecule: messenger RNA, 2541 nt
Organism: Glycine soja
Lineage: Eukaryota; Viridiplantae; Streptophyta; Magnoliopsida; Fabales; Fabaceae
Product: protein root UVB sensitive 1, chloroplastic-like
Exons: 6
Coding region: 136-1926 (596 amino acids)
Biological process (GO): developmental process; response to UV-B
Cellular component (GO): chloroplast envelope
Source: RefSeq, a predicted model, not a curated record